AUGACAGACUUGGACAGGGCAUGGAUUCAGUCUUUGCGGUCCCCACCUCGUAUUUCGCCUCCUCAAUCCGAGUCAGUGCGUCGUCGCUCAACCGGCACAUUGACACAUCCUCGAACGAAAUCGCCAGUUUCUUCUCCAAGAAGAAGACUGGUAUCUCCGACCCGCCACAAGCGCUCUUCCAUUGCCAAGCUCCCAAUUGAGGCGACUGCGCCAUGUCGAAGUAUCUGUUGCACCUGGAAAACAACUCAACCGCUUCCCGACUUUGGGCUUGAGCGUGGCGAAUGCAUGGCCCAGCUGCGGGCAAAUUGUUAUCAGGUUGACCUCAACAACGAGAUCCCUGCCGCAGAGCUGCAUUACAGUCUUUACAAGGCCGAAAUUCCGCGGAUAGACAAAUUACUUGCUGCCGUUUCUGCCAACCUCAAGCGACGCAAUUCUCCAUCAGCAUCGCGGACAAGUGUCAUUACGUCUACUGGCUGCCGGCGCGUUUGCUGUAGCUCGACUGUGCCUGCGAAAGCUGGCUUUGGAGAAGAACUGCGCCUCCAACGACUGCUCAAAGCAUUGAAGCAGCAAUACAAAGAUGUAGAAUUCUACCUCAAGUUCAAGCGCGGGCUCACAGCCCCUAUCCGGAAGCUCUCUCCCGAGCUGCUGUCCUUGGUCUUUACGUUCGUGAUACCAACACCGGACGUUUUGAUGUCGGGACUCAGCGAUGCGCCAUUGAAACUGGCGCAGGUUUGCAACUAUUGGCGACUCCUGGUGACGAGCGAAAGCAGAUUAUGGGCGUCUUUGUCAAUCCGGCUUCCAAUGGACGAUCCGCAACGCCUGAGGUCCAAGGUCACUUAUUAUUUCCAGCACUCCAAACAACAGCCACUGAACAUCUGCGUCGUGCGAUGUCCCAUCUCUCCGUUGCUUAUGGCGUGUCUGAUGACCGCUAGCCAGCGGUGGCGACACCUUACGCUCAAGCUUUCCUCCUCAUUACUUGUUAUUCUCGACGAGAUUUUUGAGCGUGUGCCCCUACUUGCAUCCCUCGAUAUCCAGCAGUGCGAUCUCACCCGUGAUGCGUCACAGCUCGUCAGCGGGUUUGCUGUCGCCCCCGCUUUGCGCCGAUUGUCGUUUACGGUCCAGAGCGGGCACAUCUGGCCAGCGCGACUCAAUCUGCCCUGGGUACAACUGACCUCCCUCACAUUGACCUCCAUCUCGAUCACCACCUUCACCGAAUGUAUUGCCAACUGUGCCCAGCUCCUCUACUUUGACGCGAUGGUUUCACCUGGCCUUGCCGAUCCUGAUAUAUCGUUUCUGCCCGUCCCUAAUCUCCCUGACUCGCCCUCGGAGGGAGCCAUACGUCCAUUGCGCACGUUACUCCUUCGUGGCUCCUUCUGCCAGGACAUCCUUUUCCUUGUCCUUCUUUCAACACCGCCCAGACCGCUAUUCGUCUUCCCCCAGUUGCGGGUAUUGGGCCUGGACAUGAACGGGCUGCAGCCUGAUUUUUACGCGGCCCUCGCCCGCUGCUGUCGCCUCGAGAUGCUGUCAAUCCGCGCAUGGAGCAGGGCCGAGAUGCCCGACGUGAUUCCGUUCCUGCUUGCCGUCCCGACACUCCGCAUUAUGCACUUCCGCGACCUCCACACGGCCAUGGUCUCUCCGCGGGUGUUCUCCAUGCCGCUGGAUGUACAGAAGCCGUGGGACGACGAAGAGGAGGUGGACGUCGAACCAGUCUGGAAGACGCUUGCUGAGCUUGACAUUGAGCGGUUUGCCGUAUAUCAAGACAAGGUGCUCUAUGCGCUCCUUCGCGAGAAACAGAGUGUUGAGGCCACCAGGCUGAUUGGACUCGGACCGCAUUCCGAUCUCCAGGAGGAGCUCGAGCAUCUGUUUUACAAGUGA
Molecule: messenger RNA, 1875 nt
Organism: Mycena indigotica
Lineage: Eukaryota; Fungi; Basidiomycota; Agaricomycetes; Agaricales; Mycenaceae
Product: F-box domain-containing protein
Exons: 2
Coding region: 1-1875 (624 amino acids)
Source: RefSeq, a predicted model, not a curated record